Polistes canadensis is the source of this 4043-nucleotide messenger RNA. It is a transcript of the gene Taf4, whose product is annotated as transcription initiation factor TFIID subunit 4. Lineage: Eukaryota; Metazoa; Arthropoda; Insecta; Hymenoptera; Vespidae. Gene Ontology annotation, cellular component: transcription factor TFIID complex. Gene Ontology annotation, molecular function: DNA binding; RNA polymerase II general transcription initiation factor activity; protein heterodimerization activity. The record is from RefSeq and is a predicted model, not a curated record. The transcript is spliced from 10 exons. Gene Ontology annotation, biological process: DNA-templated transcription; transcription initiation at RNA polymerase II promoter. Bases 441 to 3200 code for a protein of 919 amino acids.
UAAUAAAAAGAAAUAAUAAUUAUUAUGAACGUUUAUUUGAAUUAUAUGAAAGUAUAGGAAAUAUUAUUGAAUAAAUCAAAUAAAGUAACUAGUGCGUGCAGUGAGUAAAAAAAUCGCCAUUUUGGCGGGGUUGACGUGUUUUCACGGCGUGCAUCGAAUAAUCGUAAUACACAAGGUAGAUUAAUAAUAAAGAAAAAUAAAUAUGAAAAAUCAUAGAGAAAUAAUCAGCGCACGAAUGUUACACUAAAAACUGUAAACGAAUACCGUUAUUCGUAAUGACGACUAGUCUAGGAACAAAGCGUGCGUUUUAAGCCGACGACAAACGAGGACACGUCGUGUAAAAUUUUCAACCACGCUAGGGUGGGGGAGACAAUGCACUAUGGGAAGAAUUUACGACAGACGCAUGCGUAGUUCAGUUUACAGUUGGAGCUUGGAAGAAAAUGGCGUCUGCUAAGUUUCUGGAGGAAGCUCUGAGUACGGACAUUGACGAAUCUGCUGUGAACGCAAUAGUAGGCUCCCUCGAAACACAGCUUGUAACAUCGACGCCAACCGUUUCUGGCCAUCAAGCAAGUUCUGCGACGGCUAGUCAACAGAAUCAUCAGGUGAAUAGCAAUAUUUCCAACGGGGGCACCAUUACUGCAUCGAUACAACCACAGAAACAUGGGGUUUCCAACGGUGGCGGUGCCACCCUUGUGAACAAUCUUUUGACUCAAGAAGUUACAAAAUCGAUCACCACGAGUACUUUACUACCAGUGAAUGUAGUAACCUCGAACGCGGUAGCACCAGGACAAGAAUCUGUUAAGAUAAUAUAUCCUACGAUCGGACAAGUUAUUGCUACAACGGGAGUAGCAACGGCUAAUAACAAGCUUCCUUUCCCUACACAAACUGUUGGGCAAUUGGCUAAUGGUACAUUGGGCAUAACCUCACAAGCAGUGCUACAGACAACAUCCAACGCUGUCUCGAACGUUGGUACUAUCAGUCAAACUGGUAAUCAGGCAGUGACUGGAGUAAACAAGCAGACAGGCACUGCUUUAGUGAUAAAGACUAGUGUAGCACCCGGUGGAAUGGUUUCCGUCCCAAUGUCUGUUCCGGUCUCUGUGACUAGCAGUGUCGUUAGUACGGCAUUGCAAGGUAAAGCUGUAACACCAACAAUAGUACCCAGCAAUGUGCAAAUUCUCAAUGUUAAUGCAAUGAGACCAGGAACACCAGUAGCAGCUCAACAAGCAGGAAAGCAAGUUGCACCAAGAGUGGUUAUUGGUCCACACAUGGUUGGAGCAAAACCUGGAGCUCAAGGGAUUACAUUGCAAGCACUGCAUGGUCUCCAACCUGGAACUCAAGGCCAUUUAUUAUUAAAAACAGAAAAUGGUCAGUAUCAGUUAUUAAGAGUAGGACCAGCACCAACAGCAGGAACACCAUCCGGUACUGCUGUUACUCCAAAUAGUAUCACAGGAAAUGCAGUGGUUGCAGCUCCAUCCCCUGGCACUACCUAUCGUCUAGCCUCUGUGCCAGCUGUAAGUAGGCUGAACACACAGUUCACUGGUCCACCACUCGCCACCUUAAGAAAACCCGUUCAGCAGACGGUAGCAGCUACCAUCACUACAACAAUUGUAACACCUCCUACUCUUACAACCGCCGCUACUACAACAGCUAUUCCAACUGCUACUACAGUUCAAGCAGUUCAGACGCCGGCACAGCGUCAAACUUUAGAUAAUACCAAAGAAAAGUGCCGUAAAUUUUUAGCAAAUUUAUUAGAAUUGUCUAGUCGUGAGCCUAAAUCAGUGGAACGAAAUGUUCGGACUUUGAUACAAGAAUUAAUUGACACUAAAGUUGAGCCUGAAGAAUUUUGUGAUAGACUUGAAAAAUUAUUGAAUGCGUCUCCACAGCCAUGCCUAAUUGGCUUUCUCAGAAGGAGUUUACCACUUCUACGUCAAUCUCUUGUGAUGAAUGAAUUAGUCAUUGAUGGAAUAAAACCUCCUCCAGCUAGUGUUGUGUUUACUAUAGCAUCUACAACACCACCAGUAGUAACGCAGCAACAAAAUCAAAUAAGACCAACAGCAGCAAUUGCUCCUACAAUUCCUGUUGCAACAACACCAGCUACACAAGUGAAAGUAAUGGCGCCAUUACCUACAGCAACAACGACAGUACCUCGACCUACCCAACCAGUACAACAAAGGGUGAUGCGUCCUAUGCCAACUGUUGUACGCAGCCCAGCUUCUUAUGCUGUUAAAUCAACAGUAGCUGUUACUAAUAUACGUCCUACACCACCCGUCGUUCAAAAGGCACCAAUUACGACGACUGUUGUUAAAACAGUAACAACUACUGCACAAGCCAAAACAGUUAACACACCUUCUAUCGUUAACAGGACCAUAGUGCCUUCUUUGGUGCCAAAACCCACUGCCAAAGAAAAAGAAAAGAAGACUUUUUCUUCAGCUGGGUAUACCGGAGAUGAUGACAUUAAUGAUGUAGCAGCUAUGGGUGGUGUCAAUCUUGCAGAAGAAUCUCAAAGAAUUCUUGGCUCAACAGAGUUUGUAGGGACACAGAUACGUUCUUGUAAAGAUGAAGUAUUCUUACAUAUGGCACCGUUACAACAAAGAAUUAAGCAAAUAGUUUCUAAUUAUGGCUUAGAAGAACCUAAUCAGGAAGUGGCUGCAUUGAUUUCCCAUGCUACACAAGAGAGGCUAAAAAAUGUGGUUGAAAAAUUGGCAUUAAUUGCCGAACACAGGAUAGAUCUUAUAAAGGUGGACCCAAGAUACGAAGUGACGCAGGACGUAAGAGCACAGUUAAAAUUUCUGGAAGAUCUAGAUAGGGUAGAACGCAGAAGACACGAAGAACAAGAAAGAGAGGUACUGCUGCGCGCUGCUAAAAGUCGUGCUAAAACAGAAGAUCCUGAGCAAGCUAAACUGAAGGCCAAAGCCAAAGAGAUGCAACGUGCAGAAAUGGAAGAAUUAAGACAAAGGGAAGCAAAUUUAACUGCUCUACAGGCAAUUGGUCCUCGCAAAAAACCUAAGCUCGAUAUCGGAGGACCUGCUAAUAGUCCAGGAAAUAAUUCCAAUUUAAACACCUCAGUAACAGGAAUGAACAGACAAAUGCCAUUGAGACCGCGUUUAAAGAGGGUAAACUUUCGCGAUUUAUUGUUUCUUCUCGAACAAGAGAAAGAAACGUGUAGAAGCACAAUGCUAUACAAGUCUUACUUGAAGUGAUGUUCUAUGAAGGGCAGGAACUCGAAUGAUCCGCCCGACAUAUGGCGUCCUACAUACAUGGUCUUGUGUGAGCUGGUCUCAAUGGACCUGAAUGGACAGUGCGGUUUUACACUGUAUGUUGUAUCGUAUGGCAUUUCAUAUCGUAUGUUUUACGAUGACAUUUGCUGCGGAUCAGCCUUGUGAUAUCGCAUACAUUUAAAAUGACGUUAUUUCUACCAUGCUUCCCUACUGUAAAUGACUGACAAAAAAUUUUUUAAAUGUAAUAUAAUAGAUCGUUCUUUAUUUUUCAACACGAAAUUCACAUUAAUGAAAAAGAGUAAUGUGUAUGAGCACAUCUCUCGUCGCGUUAGUCUUGAAUAGCCUUUAUGGCACGGAGUAAAUGUGAUUAACCAUAUAUGAAUAUUGUUAUAUGGUGGAUGUGUGUUAUCAUAGAAUGAUUAUAUGAAAAUGAAUGAAUGUGUGUACAUUGUCAUGCUAUAUAUACAUGCCUGCUGCAUUAUAAUACUUGACCUAUACUUUUGGACAUUGUAGCAAUAGUGUGUAAGAGAUAUACAUGCGUGCAGGUUUUGUUAAAAUAGUAAAUUGUAUUUUUGCAAAUAAUACAACAUAAUAUGACACGAGCACAUUGUCCAAAAUGUAUGGAAAAUUUGUACAAUAUCUUACACGUUAAUAUCAUAUAGAGAUAAUUUCAAUGUUGGUACAACAAAAUAUAGCUACGCUCCACCAAUACGAUGGAAUUGUUAUCAGUAUAUUAUGUUGUAAUCUACAUUUUCAGUGUUUAUAAAAAAAAAAAAAAACAACCAACUAGCUGUUACGUUUUUUAUUAAAGAAACAUUUACAAAA